GCCUGGCUGUUUACUUACAAGUUUGAAAUAUGAGAGACUUGUUCAGAAAGAUUUGGAGAGCCUGGAUUGAUGGCUGGUCCCUCUCAAUCCCAAGAGCGAACCACCCCCAAAACAAAGAGCACAAACAAAAGCCUUCCCCCCCCCAAGAUUUGAAAGUAUCUUGUCCCCUUAUUGGUCCUUUGGGUCAGGUGUCAGCAAGGUUACCUGAGCUUCUUAACCCUUUACAAGUAAAAGGAUUUUGGAGUCUCUGGCCAGGAGGGAUUUUAUAGUACUGUACACAGGAGGGCUGUUACCCUUCCCUUUAUAGUUAUGACACACCCUCUGCCCCACUACAUUCUGUACAUACUCCCACUACCCACCCUCUGCCCCAACACCACCCCCCGCACUCAGACACACUACCCCCCUCUGCCCCACUACACCCCAUACACACUCACAACCCCUCAAUGCCCCACUCCAAUGCUGCACACUCUCCCUCUGUCCUGCCGCCCUUUUACACAGGUUCCCACUACCCUCCUCUGCCCCGAUACUCCCCCCACACACCAUCUGCCUUGAUAUCCCGUUACACACACCCAUUGCCCCAGCACCCCAAGCUGCACCAGGGAAGUGCAGCACCCCUCAGCAAUCCCAAGUUGUGCCCAGGGGGCCCCUGGCUACUUCUCUGCCCAAUACCACUUCCUGAUCCACUCCUUGUAGCUGAGGCAGGACUCAGUUACUGCCAACAAUGCUGAGGUGCCAUGCCACUCAGACCCAGGUCAAUGAUGCAGACCUGCACCCCCAUCCAGGCCUCCUCCCACCAGCCCUGUGCCCCCCUCCAACCUUCCUAGUAGCCUCAGUCCAUAUGCCCUCCACAGCCCCUGCAUCCCACAGCCUCCCCAAUGCUCCCCCACCACCCAAUAGCUCCCACCACCUCUGUGCCCCCUCCAGCUGCCCUACACGCCCUCCAGCCUCUGUGCCCACAGCCCUCUCAUAUCCCCGCAGUCCCUGUGUCCCCCACAACCUCCCUGAUAGCCUCCAUACCCCACAGCUCUUGUACUCUCCCGGUACCCACAAUAGCCUCCUUCACAGCUCCCACAAACUUCCCAAUCCCUAUGUCCCUAACUCGAAUCCCUCUUCAAAGACUACACCCGGUCCUCCACCCCAAAUACCCAGAUAUCUCUGAGUUGCUGUUGGAUUCCCAAGGGGACAAAGAAAACUUGAGCAAUAUGGUUCUGCAGCAGGGUGACCUCUGAAGCCUGUUGCUUGUGCUCUCUGCUGCCUGCCCUGCUCCCUGCAUCACUGAGCUGGGAGCGGGUUGAUUUGCAGCCUGGUUCCUGCUCUAGGGUCCAGCGUGGUCCAGUUUGCUGAGAUGUCUGCAGACGCAGCCAAGUCCCACCCACUGGUACAGGCACUGGUUCACCUCACUGCAGGGGCAGCAGGCGGGGUGGCAUGUGUGGUGAGCGGGCAGCCCUUUGACACAAUCAAGGUGAAGAUGCAGACCUUCCCCACCAUGUACCGGGGUUUCUUUGACUGCUCAGUCCGGACGUACCGGCAGGAAGGGCUGCCUGGGCUGUAUCAGGGCACCACUCCAGCCCUGCUUGCUAACGUGGCAGAGAACGCAGUGCUCUUCGCUUGCUAUGGCUUCUGUCAGCAGCUGGUGAGGCAGCUGUUUGGACUGAGCAGUGUGGUGGAGCUGAGCGACCUGCAGAGUGCACUUGCCGGCUCGUUCUCCUCUGUCUUUUCCUCUAUGGUGCUGUGCCCUGCGGAGCUGGUGAAAUGCCGCAUGCAGGCCUUACAUGAGAUGAAGGUCACCGGGCGAACAGCACUAGCACGUCACAGCUCUACCUGGGCUACUGUGAAAAAUAUCUUUCAAUCUGAGGGCCUGCUGGGAUUUUUCCAGGGCCUGACCAGUACUUGGCUACGGGAGGUGCCUGGCUACUUCUUCUUCUUUGGUGGCUAUGAAGUCAGUAGAAGCUUUUUCACCCAGGCUGGUCAGUGCAAGGAGGAUCUGGGUUCUCUUCCCCUAACAGUGAGUGGUGGGAUGGGGGGGGCCUGUUUCUGGCUGGCCGUCUAUCCCAUUGACUCUGUGAAGUCUCGGAUCCAGGUGCUUUCCAUGGCAGGGCGGCAAGAUGGCUUCCUGCUCUCCUUUCUUCACAUCUUGAGGACAGAAGGUUUCACGGCUCUUUACUGUGGACUGAUGCCCACAGUGAUACGCGCACUCCCCUCCAACGGUGCCCUCUUCCUAGCCUAUGAAAUGACGAGGAAAAAGCUAACUGGCCUGCUUGAUAGGACACCCUGAGGUCAGAGGUCAAGGCCUGAUUUGGAAGGUGGCAUUAUAAAGCAGCUUGAACUAAGUUUGGGACUCCUUUCUGGCUGCUAUGGCCAAACCUUUCUGGAUGGUUCUCAGUGCCUUUGGAUUUUUGACACCUCCCAGCCUGGGAAGGACAGAUGUCAGCAGGCACUGAGCAGGCUGGCAUUUAAGGAGUAAUAUUAUGUUCACAGGCAUUUCAAAGGGAUGGGGACAAGGUUCAACCCCUGGGCAAUGCAAAACUGAAUCAUAUAGAUUUCCUUCUCUAGUGGGUUCCCUGUGUGCCUUCUUUCUAAAAGUCUACUCUUUAAUCUGCAUUUCUGAUCAAACCCAAGUGACCUGUGUUUGCUGAAAUGGAGCAGAGAAGUAAGCAUGCCCCAGCAGGCAAUGGUGUCUAAUAUGAUAUGUUUGUCUUUAUGUACAUAGAUAUAAUGAGAAUAAAACGUUCCUAGAUUUUUGUGGCAAUAAAUUAAAAUCUCUAAUCGGAGAGGGUUUCUCUGUUUUGAUGGGGGAGAGUGGUGGGAUUCUGGGACUAGAGAAUCAGGAGGAGGAAGAAUCUGGGCAAACUCAGUCUGGGACUUGGAGAACAUUGUAUAACAUUUGCUCUUUUCUCCUGUGACCUCAGUGAUGAUAGUGGAAUGUUCGAGGAAGCUCCAGAGAGUAGGCUCCCAUGCUGGAUUUCAUGAGAACCUGUAUGAAAAGCUUUACUGAAGUCCAGAUAUGCUCCCUUAGUACACUGAUGUAUGCAUGUCCAGCAGUAGCCAGCACCUUCCUCCUAGCAGCCACCCCUAUUCAUUGGAUUCGACAUAUCAGUUCAGAUGCUUAAGGCAUGCACUUGGGACCCUCCAGAAUGUCUUUUCCUUUGGUUUGGUGAAAGCCUUUGGUUAUUUCUUUAACUUUUGGAUUGUCUGGACCCCUCAGUUCAGGGCAACUGCACCAGUAUUUCCCCUCUGUGGUCCACCAAGGGAUCCACUCUAGGCUCCCAGAUCAUCAUCUGUCACCUCUCUUGGGUGGAGACUCAUGUCUCUCUCUCCCUCCAGACUGGGAUUUUUCCAGGCUGCAGAGUUCCUUGCCUACACUGUGAUAUUCCCAGCAAGUGAGACUUUCUAAAUUGUAUCUGUGCUUUGCUUUGCUUCCUCUCCUGAGGCUGUGAACAGAGUAAUUACCAGCAAUCACCAGUCACCACACACAUCUUUCUAAGCAAACACAUUUAUUCUUAAGGUGAAAGCAUUACAGAGAAAACAAUAAAAAACCCUCACACAUUCUAAAUGCUCAACGGCGGUCCUCCGUCUCCAGCUGCAAGUUCUGGUGGGCAUCAGUCCUUCAAAACCCACAGGGCUGCAAGUUCAUGACUAUCUCAAAUUCUGAACCAGAACGACCAGCUGGGCAGUUCAUCUGUUUCUUUAUACAGCUUGGGCCUUUGAUCUCUAAUCUUUGGGAACAGGUAACCAGCAAUCAAAGACCCGCCCCUCAGGGCAUAGCUUCAAAAGGCAGGGUUUGUGCAUAACCAGAAGUGGGGAAUUUGCAUUAACCAACCCUCCCCCCGCCUUCCAGAUACUCUACAGGAAACCCACUUAACGCUUAUUGUCUAUUCUUGUCCAAAAGUCCAUUCUUGUCUGGCACAUUUUCAGUGGUAGUCCUUUGAACUUGCAGGCCUCAGAUCACAUCUCCCCCCUAGAGAGGUGCAAUGGGGUGUGUACUCCACACAAGCCCUGAACGGAUUAAUCUGGGCCUGAUUGAAGAUGGAGCACAGCUGGGGAGGGGCUGGGUAGUGCUUAUAAAGCCAGGAAAUUUGCAGCAGAAAGGGGCUGCAGGGGGAGAGUCUUCAGUCACUCAGUGGGGUAUAGAAGAGGUACGAAGUGGUCCAGGGUGGGCAGCAAGGACUCUGAGGGACCCUUGGCUGCCAGCUAGUGGGUCCUGGGCUGCAACCCAGAGUAGAGGGUGGGCCUGGGUUCCCCUACCAACCACUGAGGAAGGUGGGGUGAAACCCCAUGAGGUAAGGGGUAUAAAGAGCCCAAAGGCAGACAGAAGACCUGCUGUAAGGUCAUUAGACGCUCUGUUACCCUGGGAGGGGUGGACAAAAGCAUGAUCUGUCCAGAGGGACAAGUUGUGGGGAGAGAGACCAUUGUAGUGAUAGAACAGCCAUUAGCAGGGGGUGCCAUGUGGGAAGACAGUUGCUAUGCCAUGCCUGGCCAUGAGGCGGCACUCCUGCAGUGAGUGAACCCUUUACAAGAGGUUACAUACAAUCCUGGCCCACAAUAAUACAUAAACUUUGCAUUUAAUACAAUGAACCCCAAAGAUACUUACACUGAAUUCAGUGAGGUUUCCCAAGCACAUGCUGGACACUGCUGUCUCUAUCACAGCACAUUCCAUCCAGGCUGGAUUUCACUAGACCCUGUCUGAGGUGCUUUGCGAAAGUCCAGCUGGUGCCUUUGUACACUGACAUCUGUGUAUCUAGUAAUAGCUGGCACCUUCCUCCCCCAGCCUCCUUAGUCAUUGGAACAGCUGUGUCACUCAGGAGGCUCGACGCAUGCGCUUGGGACCUUCUGGAAUGUCUCUUCCCUUGGUUUGCUAGAAACCUUUGGUUCUUUCUGUAACGUUUGGAUUAUCUGAACCCUGCUCUGUCCUUGGCCAAAUAUUUCCAUACACCAAGGUUGAGACUUAGAAUCACUUGCUGGAAAUAUUCUUUUUCCUAUUAGUAAAGUUCAGGAUACUUAAAUGUAUUGCCUCAUAACCCAGUCUCCUCCUUGUCACUGUGUAAGGAAUUAAAAGUAGGGAUAUGAUUAGAAAAUAUUAAUGUAAAAGUAGCACCUGCCCAAGCUCCGUUCUAAUACUGCCUGGCUACACACCUGGACUGGGACUGAAAUUGUGCUUUAAGCAUCAUUUAAACUGUUUGUCUGCUAGUCUAAGGAUGUUCCUCCACCCCCACACCAAUGACACUGUACAUGUAAUAAAUAACAUCAACCUUUGCUUACUGUUCACACUCACAUAAAUGGAUGUGCUGGACUCCACAACAGAUUCACUAGCUACAUUCUUCUUAGGGAUGGUGGCGGGGCAGGGAAAAGAACCCAGCUUGGUUUCUCAAAAGUCAGACUGAGCGGAUCAUUGGAAAAAUUGUGCUGCUGCAAGAUGAGUGAUUGUGCAGUGGAGUCACUGAUUAGGAGGACAAAGAAAGGCCUUUUGACUGAACAUAACCUUGGCUGCAGCAGCUGCCUUCCUAGCACAGGGAUUAUGUCAUUAUUCACACCAGGGCAUGGAAGUUUGUGGGCUUGCACUAGGGAUAAAUUUGGCUUCUUUCUUAUUUUGUUCCUUUCCCCGCCUGCAGUUGCUGUGGGCCCUCCCCUCUCAGGAGGGGGGCAGGACAGAAAUAUCUGCUCAGACAGUGACACUUGAAGCUGACAGACAUGUCCAGCCAGCUCAGCUGCUGGGCCUGUGUGCCCAUCUUUGGGUUGCUCUCUGAUUGCCAGACUGCCCCUCUCUGGCUGUGCCUAAAGAUAGAACCAGCCCAUCUCUCCUUCCAGCCUCUCUCUGCUGCAGGCUUUACAGAGCAAUGUAAUUAAUCAGUGCAGGGACAGGAAAGUGUGCACAGGCCCUUUGCACCACAGGGCAGGAGUUACAAUUGUUCGAGCCUUGGAAAUGGCUUUGCUGUGUUACAACAAGGGCUGUGGACAAAGAUUUGAUGCUGAUAAGAACUCUGAGGGGCUGGUCUUGCUGCAAGAAACGAACCACAGACUUCUCAGAAUUCCUCUCCAUAAAGGGCUGCAUGAAGGGGUGUCACAGCAAUGAGAAGCC
Messenger RNA from Trachemys scripta elegans, 6076 nucleotides. Its product is annotated as mitochondrial ornithine transporter 1-like. The record is from RefSeq and is a predicted model, not a curated record. Gene Ontology annotation, molecular function: L-ornithine transmembrane transporter activity. The coding region runs from base 1346 to 2275 and encodes 309 amino acids. Gene Ontology annotation, biological process: mitochondrial L-ornithine transmembrane transport. The transcript has 8 exons. Lineage: Eukaryota; Metazoa; Chordata; Testudines; Emydidae.